CCGUUCGUUACUCGUACAGGGUAAUAAUUCAGUUAUCCGUAUCCAAGGUCGCAAAUACGGGACAUCAAACAUUUGGAACGUUGUCGACAUCGUCCUGUAACAACGGUCGCAACACACCCAUCCAUCCCUCUCUCCUCAAGUUCGGUCCUUUAGGAAACAGAUGUCGACGACCACCUCAGCCACACGAAAACAACCAUACCAUCAUCACCAUGUCAUGCGACACAAGGCUCAGUCCAUUCCCACGCGGGAGCCGGCACUCAUCGAACAGGAGGUCGUAGACAAGUUGCUCGUGGACUGCGUCAAGACGAUAUGCGAGGGCGAGGCGUUGAAACAAAACAUAACAGAUCCUUAUAUCCAGUCGGUCGCGCUGGAGUCAUUAACCGCGGCCACUGAAGAAUUCAUACUCAAAGUACUUUCUAUGGUUCGUCGGUCAAUGCUAGCAGCACGUCGAACUGUUCCAAUUGCGACUGAUUUCGAGACCGCAAUCGAAGUACUUGAGAUCUCUAGACCCGACGACCAACUCAAGCCCUACGCAUCACAGCCACAGUGUAAUCCUCCUUUAUACCCGACUCCUCCCGAAGACUCCUUUCACAAUGUCAUCGAACUCCCUUCAUCAUUCCUUGGCCCCGAACUCGAUGGACAGGGCGAGCUGAAGAAGUUCACCUUCAACACCAAAGGCGUUCCCAAGCUGCCAUCGGCGCAUACCUUCCGAGACACACCUGUACUUCCUCAUCGGGAGGUUGAUACCAGGAAGAUCCGUGAAUUGGCGACACAAGAAGGAAAGCUGGGUGAACAGGCGCUCCGCAAGUUGGCUGGCGCAGUCAAGUUGGAUGCGACACAUUCGAUUGACCGGUCCUCGAGACCCAGGUUCACACUGGGCCCUCGCAAACGUGCGAAGAACACUGUUAAUAUAGCCGAGCCGGCGAUAUUCGAAGAAACGCUGCGUACCCUUCUUUCUAAAGAACGCGAAGGUUUCGAGCUGGGCCCCAUUGUAUCCAGCGAAAAAGCCUAUCGGAUGCCGGAUGAUGUUCAGGUCAAGAGGAAGCAAGCCGCAAACAGCACGACUGAUGCUGAACGGAAAGGCUCUUGAGUGAGGGAUUGUAGAAAGAAGAACAGGGCUUCACUGAGCUCGUGACUAGUCAUUACAUAGCGUCGGCGUUGAUGGAUUUGGAAAAGAGGAUUGGAGAUAUUGCAUAUGAUACCCCGGGGGACCCAGGCGAGGCUCAUUUUGGUGACCAGAAAUACGUAGCAUAUCUCGCGAUAGCGUUUGUAGUCGACUCAUCAUCGGCUUUGUUGCUCAUACCUGCUGUCGGUCGUGAAUUUGGGGGUUGUUUCCAUGCAUGUUCACCUUCCCACGCCGUUGUUUCGACGUGGAAUACUUUGCCGUUCUUUUCGCACCUGUACAGCAGUACCUAGUUAGAAGACUGUCGUAUUUGCGUGAAAUGUG
This is a messenger RNA of Exophiala oligosperma, 1447 nucleotides long. RefSeq lists its product as uncharacterized. Gene Ontology annotation, cellular component: transcription factor TFIID complex. NCBI's taxonomy places the organism in Eukaryota, Fungi, Ascomycota, Eurotiomycetes, Chaetothyriales, Herpotrichiellaceae. Gene Ontology annotation, biological process: transcription initiation at RNA polymerase II promoter. The record is from RefSeq and is a predicted model, not a curated record. The coding region runs from base 161 to 1090 and encodes 309 amino acids. The transcript has 2 exons.